CCACUUCCACCUUCGUUUGAAAUUCUCACUUCCUUCAUGUCAUUUUGUGAUGUAUGUUAACUUAUCGUCUUCUCGACGUCCUCACUCUGGUGGCAGAGUGUUUGGUGCACUGCUGAAACUCCUUGAGCUGAAUCGCGCCCACACGACUGUCAGUUCACCAUGUCCAGGAAGGUUGUGAGGACCAGUAAGUUCCGUCACGUUUUUGGUCAGGCUGUGAAAGCUGACCAAUGCUACGAUGACAUCCGGAUUUCCCAGAUGACCUGGGAUAGCAACUUCUGCUCUGUUAAUCCCAAAUUUGUGGCCAUGAUUGUGGAUGCCAGUGGUGGGGGAGCCUUCAUGGUGCUGCCCCUGAAUAAGACGGGGCGUAUUGACAUGUCUUAUCCCACCGUAUGCGGCCACACAGGUCCGGUCUUGGACAUUGAGUUCUGUCCUCACAAUGACAACAUAAUAGCCAGCGGCUCAGAGGAUUGCAGUGUCAUGAUUUGGGAGAUCCCGGACGGUGGGCUGACCACAUCUCUUACAGAGCCUGUUGUGAAGCUGGACGGCCACUCCAAACGCGUCGGCAUCCUGACCUGGCACCCCACUGCUCACAAUGUGCUGAUGAGUGCAGGCUGUGAUAACGUGGUGAUCCUGUGGAACGUGGCACGGGGGGAAGCAGUAGUGAGGAUCGACAGCGUGCACACUGACCUCAUCUACAGUGCCUGCUGGAACAGGGACGGCUCCAGGAUUCUCACCUCAUGCAAAGACAAGAAGCUGCGGGUGCUGGACCCACGCAAGGGGACAGUUGUCUCUGAAAGGGACAAGCCUCAUGAGGGCUCCAGACCUGUCAGGGCCGUGUUUGUGUCCGAUGGGAAGAUCCUGAGCACCGGAUUUAGUCGCAUGAGUGAAAGACAGGUGGCGCUGUGGGAUCCGAAGAACUUUGGAGAGCCGCUGACCCUGCAGGAGCUGGACACCAGCAGUGGUGUUCUCCUGCCAUUUUUUGACCCAGACACUGGUGUCAUCUACCUCUGUGGCAAGGGAGACAGCAGCAUCCGUUACUUUGAAGUGACAGAUGAAGCUCCAUAUGUUCACUACCUGUCCCAGUACAGCAGCAAGGAGAGCCAGAAGGGGAUGGGAUACAUGCCAAAAAGGGGCUUGGAGGUCAAUAAAUGUGAAAUUGCCAGAUUUUACAAACUUCAUGAGAGGAAAUGUGAACCCAUAGUCAUGACAGUACCACGCAAGUCGGAUCUGUUCCAGGAAGAUCUGUACCCGGACACCAUCGGUCCAGAGCCCUCAGCAGAGGCUGAUGAGUGGUUUGAGGGAAAAGAUGCUCCACCUAACAUGAUCUCCCUAAAGGACGGGUUUGUAGCAACCACCAAAGCCAAGGAGUUCAAAGUUCACAAGAGUCUCCUGAAGACUACAACUGCAUCUGGCAGCAGUCAACAGGACAACAACGGGGAGGUUCAGUCUUUGAGGAAGGAGGUAAAGAGCCUCAAAGAAGCACUAGAGGAGCUGACCAAGCGCGUGAGUGAGCUGGAGAGCAAGCAUUAAGAAGAUAAAAGAUGGAUCUGAAACAAGGAAAUAAACCAAGAUCUGAAGUCAAUGGAAAAACUAAAGAGUGAAAAACAGACAACUAGAGGGAGGAAAUGUUUUUAACUUUUGGUUGUAGUGAGAUAAAGGGAGACAUCAUGACAGCAGAUGUGAUGAAACUUGUUUUCUAGCUUGAAGCUUGAAUUUGUUUAUUUGGUAUUUUUGACCAAUUUUUAAAACAUGUCUUAUUUUAAUAUAUGCUCAUAGUCUGAAAUAAAGUCUUCAGUAUUUUCCAAGA
Messenger RNA from Melanotaenia boesemani (Boeseman's rainbowfish), 1807 nucleotides. RefSeq names its product coronin, actin binding protein, 1A (gene coro1a). Gene Ontology annotation, molecular function: actin filament binding. The transcript is spliced from 11 exons. The record is from RefSeq and is a predicted model, not a curated record. NCBI's taxonomy places the organism in Eukaryota, Metazoa, Chordata, Actinopteri, Atheriniformes, Melanotaeniidae. Gene Ontology annotation, biological process: actin filament organization; cell migration. Bases 160 to 1530 code for a protein of 456 amino acids.